UUCACCGACAACGUAAAAUUCAUUGUGCUACAUUUUGGGCAAUAAUGCUUAAUGCCAUUUUUGAAAACAAUUAACUUCGAUAUAUACCAUCAUCCAAAUUGCAGAAGUAGCUCAUUGAACGAUGACAUAUCCUUACUCAUCUAAUCAUAAUCAUACAAUGACACCGUUUAAUGUACAUAAUGAUCAUGAUGAUCUAUCUGAAACAGAAUUUCUCAAAAAUGCAAUAGCUACCCAUACUAAAUAUGGUAGUACAAAUUGUAACUUUGGUCAACAAAAUUAUCGCUUCAUAACUCAUUAUAUCGAACCAACUGAUACGUUACAAGGUCUUGCAUUAAAAUAUGGAUGCAAGAUUGAAAAUAUAAAAAAAUUCAAUAAACUUUUUUCAGAUGAUAACAAUCAUCUUCGGUCACGUUUUUCCAUAUUGAUACCUAUUGAAACUGAAACAAAGAUUCAAUUCGAAUCAGACCUAUCAUCAUCGCAAUCUUCAUCAUCUAGUCUUGAUCGAUUCAAACAAAUUCCGAAUGAUCAACCGUCAUCUAAUAGCCAUCCAAUAUCUUCAUCAAGUCCAAAAUUCGAAUAUCGAAAUUCACAAAGUUUCGACAGCGUUCGAAUCGCCAAUCGUGAUAAUAAAGCCAACAAAGAUUCGAAAUUGACGAAUAAAUCCAUAAGCUUUAGUGAUAAAAAUCAUCUGAAUAAAGAUGAUGAAAGUGUUGCCGAUUUUCUAAUACGGAUUGAUAGCUCAAUAGCUCGAACAAAAAAUCAAGUAGAAAAUCUUUCAAAACGUGUUUCCAGUGAUAUGUCGAUUGAAAAUGAAUUGAAUCGAAUAAAUUCAAAAAAAUUUAACCCACCUUCACGAAUACUGUCAUCAUCGACAUCGUUUCGUGCAUCAUCGAAAUCAAAUUCCAAUUCCAACAUAUUUGAUCAACAUCAGGAUAAUGUACCACACGUUACUGUUAAUCGUAAUAAAAAAAUUAAAUCCUCACUAAAACGUUUGGAAAAAUCUCAAGAAGAGAUUUUUGAGUUGUGAUUUCUAUUUUACCAUUCAUUCAUAUGCCAAGCAAUUAUGUUGGCUUCUGCAUCUGUUCUUUUUUCUUCAAUUGCUUAUUUGUAACAAAAUUCUCACAAUUUAUGCCUAAGUUUGU
Molecule: messenger RNA, 1142 nt
Organism: Dermatophagoides pteronyssinus (European house dust mite)
Lineage: Eukaryota; Metazoa; Arthropoda; Arachnida; Sarcoptiformes; Pyroglyphidae
Gene: red
Product: LysM peptidoglycan-binding domain-containing protein red
Source: RefSeq, a predicted model, not a curated record